AGGCCUUGAGAGGCUGGAAAUUCCCGCGGCGGCGGCUCCUCCCCCGCAGAAAUCCCCUCCGCCGCCGUGUAUAUGCGGCGCGCCGCCGCCGCCGCCGCUCACUCGCGGAUGCCCGCCCGGCCGGCAGCGCCAGCCCCGCUCCCGGCCCCGCUCGCAGAGCCCCGCUCCCGGCCCCGCCAGCCGCCCUCGGAGCCGCGGCGCCCCGCCGCCCUCAGAGCCCCGCCGCCAUGAUCAGCGCCCGCCUCGCCGCCGAGCCGCCCGCCGCGGAGGGCUGCGAGCAGCCCCGCAAGGAGCGGCCGGCCGGGCUGCUGCCGCCCGACGACCGCCACGACAGCGGGCUGGACUCCAUGAAGGAGGAGGAGUACCGGCAGCUGGUGCGGGAGCUGGAGGACAUCCGCCUGCAGCCCCGCGAGCCGCCUGCCCGCCCGCACGGCUGGGCGCAGCAGCUCACCGAGGACGGGGACACUUUUCUCCACUUGGCGAUAAUCCACGAAGAAAAAGCCCUCAGCCUGGAGGUGAUCCGGCAGACCAGCGGGGACCGUGCUUUCCUGAAUUUCCAGAACAACCUCUGCCAGACUCCCCUUCACCUGGCAGUGAUCACUGAUCAGCCCGAAAUCGCUGAGCACCUCCUGAAAGCUGGAUGUGACCUGGACGUCAGGGACUUCCGAGGAAACACCCCGCUCCAUAUCGCCUGCCAGCAGGGCUCGCUCAGAAGCGUCAGCGUCCUCACACAGUACUGCCAGCCCCACCACCUCCUCGCCGUCCUGCAGGCGACCAACUACAAUGGACAUACGUGUCUCCAUUUGGCAUCUAUUCAAGGAUAUCUGGCUGUUGUCGAAUACCUGCUGUCCUUGGGAGCAGAUGUAAAUGCUCAGGAGCCAUGCAAUGGCAGAACGGCGCUGCACUUGGCUGUGGACCUGCAGAAUUCAGAGCUGGUGUCACUUCUGGUGAAGCAUGGGGCAGACGUGAACAAAGUGACCUACCAGGGCUACUCCCCUUACCAGCUCACGUGGGGAAGAGAGAACUCCAGCAUACAGGAACAGCUGAAGCAGCUGACCACAGCUGAUCUGCAGAUGUUGCCUGAAAGUGAGGAUGAGGAGAGCAGUGAAUCGGAGCCUGAGUUCACAGAGGAUGAACUUAUGUAUGACGAUUGCUGUAUUGGAGGACGACAGCUGGCAUUUUAAAGAAGAGGUUUCUGUGAAAAUUGACUGUGUACAUAUGUAUAGAAGAAGGGCUGACUUUCUUCCUUUAAAAAGAAAGUCUAAAUGCAGAGAAGACAAUACCGAAAUACUACACUGCCCAGCCAGGAGCACGAAAUGGUAACAAGAACAGUUGGUUCCACGUUCUGACCUGUAUUUAAGUAACAGGAGUGGGAUGUGUAACAUCGUUAGAGAUCUGUGAUUACGCACAACACCUGAUAAAGCGCUGUAUAUCUCGUCGUCUCAGCCAGCUGAAGAUAACAGACUACUACACAUCCAGCGUGCUGCUGACAGAAAUGCAUCAAGAGCCACCUUGCAACGCCAAGUACCACGAGGGGUGUUGUUCCUCGAGGCAAGAUGGGCUCAUGCAAACUCCCCAUGUGCUGGAGACUGUGUUGGGCUGGUGUAACGCUGAUGGCAUUCCUUUGCCUUGCUGACCGACCCCAGGUGCUCUCGGGGCACGGGGCAGCAGGCAGAGGAGUUAAGAGAGGAGAUGUGGCCUCCUGGCUGUUAGGAGAAAGGUAGCAAUGAUGUUAAAUGUGGGCAUUGGAAACAAUGCGUUUCACACCGUGUGUGUCAUAAUUGCUACACUUUUUAGCAAUUGUAUAGAAUGUAAAUACUGUACAUUUCUGUUUAUAAUUAUUUUGGUACAUGUGAGAUAUGUAUUUAUUAAAAAAAAGUCAGAUUACUGUA
Molecule: messenger RNA, 1892 nt
Organism: Oxyura jamaicensis (ruddy duck)
Lineage: Eukaryota; Metazoa; Chordata; Aves; Anseriformes; Anatidae
Gene: NFKBIA
Product: NFKB inhibitor alpha
Exons: 6
Coding region: 228-1184 (318 amino acids)
Molecular function (GO): protein binding
Source: RefSeq, a predicted model, not a curated record